Betta splendens (Siamese fighting fish) is the source of this 1562-nucleotide messenger RNA. RefSeq lists its product as uncharacterized. The coding region runs from base 127 to 1068 and encodes 313 amino acids. NCBI's taxonomy places the organism in Eukaryota, Metazoa, Chordata, Actinopteri, Anabantiformes, Osphronemidae. The record is from RefSeq and is a predicted model, not a curated record. The transcript is spliced from 7 exons.
AUUACACACUUAGCACAAAGAGAGGCUUGUAUCUAACUGGAACUAUAAAGUGUUUGAUGAUGCCAUCCUCGGUUUUUCUGAGUCUUGAGAAUAACGCUGGAACAAGGAGACGGUGGCAGCAGCUUUAUGUCAAAAGCUGGAGAAAUGCAAGGGCUCAGGUCUCUGUUUUACCCAAACUGGUCCUCAGAUGUGCGUCUUGAUGGGAAGACGGCUGUCGUGACGGGGGCCAACACAGGGCUCGGCAAAGAAACCGCUAAGGACUUAGCUGGCAGAGGUGCGCGGGUGAUUCUGGCGUGCAGAGACACGGCGCGGGGAGAGGAGGCGGCUCGCCACAUUGUGCGGGAGGUGAAAGGAGCCAAAGUGGUCGCCAGGCAACUGGACCUGGCCGACACCAGAUCCAUCUGCCGGUUCGCCGAGAGCGUCUACAGCACCGAGAAGGCUCUUCACUACCUGAUCAACAAUGCGGGUGUGGCUAUUUGUCCUUACGCCACCACGGCGGAUGGGUUUGAGCUGCAAUUUGGAGUCAAUCACUUGGGCCACUUCUUCCUGACCUUCCUUCUGCUGGACUUGCUGAAGCACUCGGCCCCGUCGCGGGUCAUCAACCUGUCGUCAUGUAGUCACGCCAUGGGCAAAAUCCACUUUGACGAUCUGAGCGGUGAGAAGCGGUACCACCCGGUCAAGGCCUACGUGCAGAGCAAGCUGGCCAACGUCCUGUUUACCAGAGAGCUGGGGAGGAGGACUAAGGGUCUGGGUGUAACUGCUUAUGCUGUGGACCCUGGUUUGGUGAAUACUAAGAUCAUAAGGCACAUAAAACAGCCUCUGGUGGACAUAAUCAAGACCUUUAGAUUCAUGAUCAAGACUCCAGCAGAGGGAGCCUACACCACCAUCUACUGCACAGUCACUCCUGCAGAGGAGCUCAGCAAUGGGGGAUUCUACAGAUGCUGCAUGUGUCCUUCCUCUUCUUCCAGAGACUGCGCCCUCGCGACACCUUGCAACGCAGGCCGAGAUGAAGGCACUGCCUUAAAGUUGUGGGCUGUGAGCUGCCACCUGCUCGGCAUCCACUGGUGAUAGACAGACAGGAAUAUACUCUCCAGCUUGCAACUUAAUGGUCACAAAGAAAAGCUAAUAAAAACAUUUUUAAUACGCCAAAUGUGUCCAGAGUCUGUUGUCCAGAGAUUGGGCUGCGAGGCUCCUGCCUUCAACUCCUGCUCAAUCCGCUAUGCACCGACCCCCUACUGCUCCUCCUGUGGAUGGUGGGUCCACCUGAGGACGGUCCCAAGUUGCUCCUUCGUUCUGUGUCCAGCCGGGUCCCGUGGGAAUAGGCCCAGUCAUUUCAAAGUAAACUAAAGAUGCAUUUAACAAAACAACAGCAAUUUGGAUGACGUAAAUGUAGUCAACAGAAAUUAUUGUAUACAAAGGAAAGUUAGCGUAGAGAUAGCAUGUAUUGGAAACAGAAAUAGAGAUCAUAUAAUCAGUAGAAGAUUCUAUGAUACUGGUUCAAAGGGUACUAAAAUAAGUUUGAGCUCCUUGACUCUUUUCCAUUAAAACAAUAAUAAACAUCA